AAGGACAUGAACGGCGGCCGUGUGGACGCAGCUACUUAGCUAGCUAAUUAGCUAGCAGACAGACCGUUGGACUUCAAUGUCCGCAUAAAUUAUUGACGAGCGAUGGUUUAAUUUAUCAUAAACGACAGCAUAUAUGUAGCUGAUUCGUCAUGUCAAUGUCGUUCAAUGGCCACCAACGCGACGAUGAAAGAAUCGACGGAGACGAAACGCCCACGAAGCAGCCGCGGUCCAACAAGGAGAUGCCCGAUUGUUUCAGCAGCGAGCCGAACAAUGAGGCGUCCGCGUCCGCAGGAGGAGCAACACCCGACCGGCGGACCUCCAACUCUACGGCGAGGCAACGGCACGACUCGGUGAAGAAAACAAGGCCGCCAUUUCCCUGGUUUGGGAUGGACAUUGGAGGCACUCUGGUGAAGCUGGUGUACUUUGAGCCCAAAGACAUCACAGCAGAGGAGGAGCAGGAGGAGGUGGAGAACCUGAAGAGCAUCCGGCGCUAUCUAACCUCCAACACCGCCUAUGGCAAAACGGGCAUCAGGGACGUGCACCUGGAGCUGCAUGACUUGACGCUGUGCGGCAGGACAGGCAACCUGCACUUCAUCCGCUUCCCUACACAUGACCUGCCGGCCUUCCUGCAGAUGGGCCGCAACAAGCACUUCUCCAGCCUCCACACCACCCUCUGCGCCACAGGAGGGGGGGCCUACAAGUUUGAGUCUGAUUUCCGAACGAUGGCAGACCUGCAGCUUCACAAGCUGGAUGAGCUGGACUGUUUGAUUCGGGGGGUGUUGUACAUCGACUCAGUGGUGUCCAGCGGCCCCUCAGAGUGCUACUACUUUGAAAACCCCACGGACCCAGAUCGCUGCAUCCAGCGGCCCUAUACAUUGGAGAACCCCUAUCCUCUGCUGCUGGUCAACAUAGGGUCUGGGGUCAGCAUCCUGGCUGUCUACUCUGAGAGCAACUACAAACGAGUUACAGGGACCAGCCUCGGUGGUGGGACCUUCCUGGGCCUGUGUUGCCUGCUGACUGGCUGCUCUACUUUCGAGGAAGCUAUAGAAAUGGCUUCUCAAGGGGAGAGCACCCGAGUGGACAAGCUGGUUCGGGACAUCUAUGGAGGAGACUAUGAGAGGUUUGGGCUGCCAGGCUGGGCUGUAGCCUCAAGUUUCGGCAACAUGAUGUCCAAAGAGAAGAGGGAGUCGGUGUCCAAAGAGGACCUGGCCAGGGCAACACUGGUCACCAUCACCAACAACAUUGGCUCCAUCACCAGGAUGUGCGCUCUAAAUGAGAACAUAGAGAGAGUGGUGUUUGUGGGAAACUUCCUAAGAGUGAACACCCUCUCCAUGAAGCUGUUGGCCUACGCCAUGGACUACUGGUCUAAAGGACAGCUCAAGGCACUCUUCCUACAGCACGAGGGUUACUUUGGAGCGGUUGGAGCCCUGUUAGAGCUUCUGCAUCCGUCCUAAUCUGUCCAAAGUACAUCCAGAGAAGAACUUGUCAAUCUGCUGCAAAGACCAUAAGCACUUUAGACUGUUCAGAAUUAAUUCCACAGUGGGAUGUUAUGCCAGCCACCAGCCUGUUACUGGUAACCUUUGGUUGUGGCAGGUAAUCCUAAACAUUUGGAGGACCAAUUAUGUUCUUAGAAAUCAAGCUAGUUUGUAAAAUGGUGAAAGUGGCGUCUAAAUAUAGAUACACAUCUACUGCUGUUGUCAGUGCAUGCAAGUCUGUGUCCUGCCCUGACCGAAGUGGUCUGCAGCAAAGUUGAUAAAGUCUUUGUUGCAGAAACCAGGUUUGGGCUGAAGCAUCUCCAAGGAAAUUCACCGCGGUUGCCUGAAAUACUGUCUGUUAAAAAGUAUUAAUCAUCAUGUAGUCUUGUGGACUACACUGUGGGUAUCAGGCCCUGGACCAGAUAUUUGCAAGUACAUUUUAUGGUUUAUUUUACUCUACUUAGGUACCAGGUGGAUGGGAGUUAAGUGUUUUAUUGGACUAUAGAGUGUGAGUUUAUUUUAUAAGAACUUUUAAGACAAACAGAAGAAAGAUUUUUACUACAAAAGCAUCAUUCUUCAUUGUUUAUUUGCCAAAUAUAUGAAAUACCCGUAGUUCUAAAAGAAAAACACAUCACCCACAAAAGUCUUGGCUGGUCUCUUGAGAGUUGAGAUGAUUUAACUCUCUAAUGUAAAGUACUCACUAACUGAUUCAGCUGCUGAUAUUCGUGUACUGUAACAUGACUGAUUGUUUUAUCAGGCAAGAUAAUUGUGAUAGUACUUCCCAUCCAUCUGGUACUCGUAGUAAGCUGAAACAAAACACUGAGAAUCAUUUACGACCACUUAUAAGGGUUUUAUUAUCUGUGAGCAUUUACUCAUUGUCACCACUUGGACUUGAAAUGAGGGUGUAAAAAAUCCCUUGGCUGAAAAAAAAAAAAAAAAGACGCAGGCUUUCCUCACUGAAUCUUAACUUAACAAUUAAUUGACACCAUAAUUGAUAAAAAUGCACAAGAGGUCAACAUUUAAUCAGACAUAACCUGUUAUUGUUACAGAAUAUGUAGAAUUUGUAGAUGAAUUCGGCCUCUAAAAACAGUAAAUAUUAUCCUGUUAUUGUACUUUGCCCAACUAAUCUCUGUUUAUGAGCCCAGUUGUUUACUCCAAGCAGCUUUUUUUUUUUUUUUUUUUGUUUGUGUUUUUGCGACAGUGGUGUUAUCAGCAAAUCUGGACAAUCAGUGUUGGGGGUUAGUGAGACUGUAUGAGCAACACAUUUAAGUCCCUUUCUGACCCCAAACGUGCCCUGCUGAAGUGCCCUUGAGCAACUGCAUUCAUUUCCUUGCAGAGAGAAAUCAGAGCAAGUGAAACGAUAGAUACCGAUACAUGUGAAAAUACAAAAUGAGGGCAUUUGUGAAUUUUCCAAAUUUAAGAAAGAUAUUUUAAUGCAGAAACGUGAUGCAUCCCUCCAAUGGAGGUUUUAGGUCCUGUGACCCCAAACCACUUGUUGAGCAUGUUCAGUAUGUACUUGUUUUGAAUUUAAUGUACAGGCUUUUGUUUUUAACAUUUUUAGGAGGAAUUGAGUAAGCUAGCACUUCUAAUGACUGUGUGUGUUUUAUCAGUUAUUUGUCCCAUCAUUUCAUUUAAUGCUUAUCCGUCCUAUUUUAAUGUAAUCUAUUAAGUAAUCAGUCCACUGAUGGAUUACAAGGACCAUAAAGAAUCUUCAGCUCCCUAAUUGAGAGUUGAUGCCCUAAACAGUUGAAAAUUCAGUUUUAGCUUACAGCUAGUAGAGAUAUUACAUCUGCAAGUUGAAUAUACAGUAAGCUGAUUUUAAUUUAAGUGCCUGCCAUGUUUUUUGUAUAUAAUACAAUAAUGUGUUCAGCAAUGUGAUUUAAAAUGAGAUAAAACUGAUGUGUAAUUCUCAAGGUUUACCCAGUUUUCUUUGCAACGUAGAAGCAAACAUACUUUUUUCUUUUUCUUUUUUUUUUGAACAUUUCUUUUUGCAUUGUCCAUAUUAAAUACACACUUUUCAUA
This is a messenger RNA of Micropterus salmoides (largemouth bass), 3497 nucleotides long. It is a transcript of the gene pank2, whose product is annotated as pantothenate kinase 2. The record is from RefSeq and is a predicted model, not a curated record. Gene Ontology annotation, biological process: coenzyme A biosynthetic process. Lineage: Eukaryota; Metazoa; Chordata; Actinopteri; Centrarchiformes; Centrarchidae. The transcript is spliced from 7 exons. Gene Ontology annotation, molecular function: pantothenate kinase activity; ATP binding. Gene Ontology annotation, cellular component: nucleus; cytosol. Bases 150 to 1454 code for a protein of 434 amino acids.